AUUAAGCAUUAAUACGUGUAUAUAACUGCAUAUGCAUCUUUUCAGUGCGCGAAGCAAGCAGAAGCAGUUGGUUAGGACUUGGGACUUGGAAGAAGCUUAAUUCAAGGAGAGUGAUAGAGAGAAGAAGCUUUGUUCAUCACUGUGUAGCUGCAACAGAUUAGGGUUUCGAAUCGCACAGAGAAAUGGAGAGUGUGGACUCGUCAAUGUUGGCUCGAGGACGCUUGGCUGUGCUAUCAGCUCAUCUCUCUGCUUCCAUUGAAUCAGACUCAUUUUCGCCAAUUUUGGAGACCUCAUGCGUCUCAUCUCAAUCGAUGGUGGCACCACCGCCAAAUCUCAAGGGUUCGUUGACAAUCAUCGAUGAGAGAACUGGUAAGAAGUACCAAGUUCAGGUCUCUGAAGAAGGAACUAUCAAAGCUACCGAUUUGAAGAAGGUAACAACAGGAAAAAAUGACAAAGGGCUCAAACUUUAUGAUCCAGGCUAUCUUAACACAGCUCCUGUUCGCUCAACAAUUUGCUACAUUGAUGGUGAUGAGGGUGUCCUUAGAUAUAGGGGUUACCAGAUUGAGGAGUUGGCUGAGGGUAGUUCCUUUCUGGAAGUUGCGUACCUCUUAUUGUAUGGGAACUUACCUUCUGAAAGUCAGCUGGCAGACUGGGAAUUUGCUGUUUCACAACAUUCUGCAGUUCCACAGGGAAUUUUGGAUAUCAUCCAGGCAAUGCCUCAUGAUGCUCACCCAAUGGGUGUUCUUGUCAGUGCAAUGAGUGCUCUAUCUAUUUUUCAUCCUGAUGCUAAUCCUGCUCUUAGAGGCCAAGAUUUAUACAAAUCUAAACAAGUUAGAGAUAAGCAAAUAGUGCGCAUACUUGGGAAGGCACCAACCAUUGCAGCAGCAGCUUAUUUAAGGAUGGCAGGAAGGCCUCCUGUUCUCCCCUCUAGCAACCUUUCUUAUUCAGAGAACUUCUUAUAUAUGCUAGAUUCACUAGGUAAUAGGACCUACAAACCCAAUCCUCGACUAGCUCGUGUUCUAGAUAUUCUCUUUAUAUUACACGCAGAACAUGAAAUGAAUUGCUCCACAGCUGCUGCCAGGCAUCUUGCAUCAAGUGGUGUUGAUGUGUACACAGCUCUUGCUGGGGCUGUUGGGGCACUAUAUGGUCCUCUUCAUGGUGGAGCAAAUGAGGCUGUUCUGAAGAUGCUGAGUGAGAUUGGAACUGUUGACAACAUUCCGGAGUUCAUUGAGGGUGUGAAGAACAGGAGGCGAAAGAUGUCAGGUUUUGGGCACCGUGUGUACAAAAACUAUGAUCCCAGAGCAAAGGUCAUAAAGAAACUAGCUGAGGAAGUUUUUUCCAUUGUUGGCCGGGAUCCUCUUAUUGAGGUGGCUGUUGCUUUGGAGAAAGCUGCAUUAUCAGAUGAAUAUUUUGUUAAGAGGAAGCUCUAUCCAAAUGUUGAUUUCUACUCUGGGUUAAUUUAUAGGGCAAUGGGUUUCCCUCCAGAAUUCUUUACGGUUUUGUUUGCAAUUCCUCGAAUGGCUGGUUAUUUGUCACAUUGGCGUGAGUCUUUGGACGAUCCUGAUACAAAGAUAAUGAGACCAGCACAGGUAUACGUUGGUGAAUGGUUGCGGCAUUAUAUGCCACUCAAAGAACGGAUGGUAGCAACCGAGUCUGAUAGACUGGGUCAGGUAUCUGUUUCAAAUGCAACCAGGCGUCGGCUGGCUGGGUCUGGAUCUUAGGUGCAAACGCGAUCUACACUUCCAAGAUUUUCAAUGGCUGAAAUUCAGAAAUAAAAAGCUGCCUGAUUUUAGUUCUGCAUUAAAAAUACAAAUUUAUCCCAAAGAAGUGAGGAAUAGUAUUACUAAUUUUGCUCUGGGUGGUUCCAGCAUAAAUAAGGAUGAAUAUUAGAUGUAUUUUGGAAUAUGUUGUUGGUUGACAUGUAUUAAUAAGAAAACUUCAACUGGGACUUUUGUGUA
Cornus florida is the source of this 1958-nucleotide messenger RNA. Its product is annotated as citrate synthase, glyoxysomal. The record is from RefSeq and is a predicted model, not a curated record. The coding region runs from base 183 to 1721 and encodes 512 amino acids. Lineage: Eukaryota; Viridiplantae; Streptophyta; Magnoliopsida; Cornales; Cornaceae. Gene Ontology annotation, cellular component: mitochondrial matrix. Gene Ontology annotation, biological process: tricarboxylic acid cycle; carbohydrate metabolic process. The transcript has 13 exons.